This is a messenger RNA of Microbotryum saponariae, 3492 nucleotides long. Lineage: Eukaryota; Fungi; Basidiomycota; Microbotryomycetes; Microbotryales; Microbotryaceae. The record is from the annotation of a GenBank genome assembly.
AUGUCUGCGCCGCCGACGCCGACCACGACCGCGACGGCCACCGCACCGGCCAUGGGGCGCCAUCCGUCCCGCACACCGUCGAUCGACGCAGACGGCGACUCGCUCAUCUCCUUGGCCACGACGACGACGAACCGUGACCUCGACGAGCACGACGGAGCGCUCGAUGCGGCCGGGGCCGAUCAGGCGGGCUCGAGCUUGUUCGCUCAACCGAUCGGAGCCAUCUGCGCUUACGGGCCCCGACUGGCCUACACCUACUUCAACUCGCCUGUUCCCAGGGCCGAGGCGCUCAACGCCGUGCAGGAUGACGUGCACUUCUUCACCGUCGACGACCAGCUGCUCUACCUCAGCUUCUUCCAGGACUCGGGGCCGCUGAAUGCCGCCUGUCUCUAGUUCGUUCCUGCUCCCGCUUGGCCUCUGGAGCUUAUGCCCAGCCGCAUGCAUACAUCCUUCCUCCUCAGGUCCCGAGCUGACCUUGCUCGGCCUCUGUAUCCACAGUCGGUUCUGUUUGCAUGUUCAUACCCUACUCGAGGUCAGCCUUCGCUUCCUGCAUCCUACCCCUCUUCCCCUGUCGUCGACUCUUUGCUCGCGGUCAUCGUUCAACAAGACCGAUCACGCGUGUCAACACGCAUACAGCCACCCCGCUUGCGCCCCUCUUUCGCCCUGCCCGUGAUCCCUUCUCCGAUUUACCCCUUUCGAUCCCUUCACUGAACAUCAAUGCCUCUUCUUUGGCACAGAAUGAGGAAUACGCCAACAAGCGCAUCUUUCUGUAUUCGUCCGAGGAGCCGGACAAGAAGGCCAACGCCGCAUUGCUCAUUGCCCUCUAUGCCGUAAGGACGCAUUUUUUGGUCACAUGUGGUCCCACAACAAUGCGCCUUUGCGCCUUUGCGCCUUCCCACGACAACGCCAUCACAACUCGCGUAGACCGGGAGGAGAAGAUCGACUACCCCCCGGGUGGACAUCGAUUCAGCCGGAUGCGAGCCGUUGGCUUGUGCUCCGGACUGGUGAUGAACGAAGAGCCACGAUGGAGGAACAGAAUGGAUGUACCGCCUCCGGGAUGGAUCAGGCUCAUGGUUUUCCUGGAGAAGGAAGGCUGGUUGGUGCUCUCAUCGGUCUCCGAAGCAAGCACGUGACCUUCUCUGGCCCAUCGCGCCAAGGCUCAAAAUCGACUCCAUUGCAAGCGUGGGUGUUACCUGUACUAAAGUGUUAUUCUCCCUUUCACAGAUGAUCGUUAUGCGGUGGCACCCUGCCGACGUCCUUCACCCUAUAGCCUGUCUUGAAUUAGUGAGUGGGCCUCUCUCGUGCGCGCGCCGAGUCUCGAUCUUCCUCCUGAUCUCCAUUUGCUCUUCCCUGCCCACCUCACAGCAACCCUUCCGCGACGCCGGCUACGCCCGCGCCGACUUUCACCUCUCGGUCCAAUCCGUCAUCUACGGCGUAUACCGCGCCAUUUCCCUCCGUCUCCUCGACCUCUCCACCUUUGACCUCGUCGCGUACGAGACGUACGAAAAAGUCGAGAACGGCGAUUGGAAUUGGAUCACACCUGGCUUCGUGGCGUUCGCGAGUCCGGUCGAACCUAGUUAUGUCGCGGCUUUGUCGGGGGCUGGGGCAGGGCAGAGGAAGAUGGAGGGGGCCAGACCGAGGUUGAGUAAGGCGUUUGGGAACGUGUUGAACGAGUUCAACAGAGGGGGCGUCAAGGUCGUCGUUAGGUCAGUCGGAACAGUCGGUUCGCGUUAGGUGGGUCGAAGGCCCCUGCUCAUUCGUUCGUCUUGGUCCUUGCAGGUUGAAUAAGAAGCUCUAUGACGCAAGCCACUUUACGUCAAGAGGGAUGCAACAUGUCGAGAGUAGGUCACAGCGUGGUUCAAUCGUCGUUGCACUCGGCUCAUUGGACGUCUUCCUCAUUGUCCCACAGUGUACUUUGACGACGGUACGAAUCCGACGAUGGAGAUGACAAGAGAGUUCAUCGACCUCUCGGACAAGACGAUCUCGUCCGGCGGGGCUGUUGCUGUGCAUUGCAAAGCUGGACUUGGAAGGACAGGAACCUUGAUUGGUGCUUACUUGAUUUACAAACACGGCUUCACGGCUGCUGAAGGUGAGACAAGGGACGUUAUCCUGCAAACGGAGUCAGACGACCGGUGCUAAAAGACUUCCACUCUGCUCACAGCGAUCGGGUUCAUGCGCUUGAUGCGGCCCGGGUCCUGCGUCGGACCGCAACAACACUUCCUCUACGAGAACCAAAUGACCUGGGUUCGAUGGGCCGCCGUCGAUGCUUACAAACUUACGGUCCAACCUUCUCCACCGGUGGCCGCCGUUCAAGCCUCGACUUCAUCCACUACCACACCUUCGAACGUACCCGUUGCUUCCACUUCGGCUGUCCCCAUCGGCGUGGACGUGCCCAUCACUCCACCCUCGCAACGGAUCCGUCGAGUCGUCACUCCAACCCAUGAUCCCGACGCCACGCAUGCCCACCGACCAACGACCCCCGCCGCGUCGACCCUCGUUCCUCCUCGAACACCGGGGAGGAACGCUCCCGUGCCUGGACAACCGAGAAAGACGCCAGGGAAAAGUAAACAUUCCGUCGCUACGCCCGAGACGCAGCAGGCCGUUGUGGAGGACGAGAUGGAUCUGGUACCGAAAACGGCCAAGAUGUUGGUUGAUGGGCGGGCGGAAGAGGAUGAAGGGGAGGAGGAGGAAGAUUCAUCUGAUGCGAUGAAGACGAUCCCUCCCCUUGAACUGGUACCCAAGGCGAUGAAGGAGGCAGCGACGAAUUCGGCGGUUACUUCGAAGAGAUCGGCUACGCCAGGGCCAUCUCGACCUACGCGGAUCGCUCGACCGAGACAAGCACGACCUCUUUCGGCGAUCGCGGACAAUCGAGUCGUCGAUCGAUUGGGGUUGGCGACUGGAACUGCUGGAGGGAAUUCGACCACUUCAGAUCGAAGAGGACGAGGUGGUCUUGCCGCGAAUACGACAACGGCGAGAGCGACGGCGGAAGAAGCCAAGCGCUCGAGAGCCGUUCGGGAUCUCGGGACCUUGUUCGAACAACCGCCGGCGGGGUCGUCGUCGAGGGAAGGGACGUCGAGUGGACCCGCUUCUGCAACGUCGAGUUCGACUCGGUACCGGACACGAGGAGGGACGAGGGCAACGACGCCCGGUGCGGGGGACGAUCGGAUCCCUUCGGUUGUGGAACCGCCGGCAAGUCCGACCAAGUUGCCUCAACGCGUUCCGGCCAAACGAAGAGGGCAGGCCAAGGAGAAGGCCACGGCGAUGUCAACAACGGCGGCGGCAGAACCGGGUACUCGAAGAGAACGAAGUGUCACUGCGAGUGGGGCUGUGAAGAUGAACGUCGAUGGUCAUGCUCAGGGCGGUGGCGCAGAUGAUGGGUCGAGUACGACUUCGGUCGAGGAACGCAACGCGUUGGCAGCGAGCGUCGGCCUUUCUUCGAGGAGCGUGAGGAGGAGAAGGAGUAGUCUGGGGGAUACGGAUUUCGUGCAAACUUGA